Messenger RNA from Aureobasidium subglaciale EXF-2481, 1369 nucleotides. RefSeq lists its product as uncharacterized. The transcript has a single exon. The record is from RefSeq and is a predicted model, not a curated record. NCBI's taxonomy places the organism in Eukaryota, Fungi, Ascomycota, Dothideomycetes, Dothideales, Saccotheciaceae. Bases 208 to 1002 code for a protein of 264 amino acids.
CUUGCAUGAUAUCUAGAGCUAUGCUACGGUGACGCUUAUGAGCAUCCGGCCUCAUCCGCAUACCUAGACUCUAGGCACCAUCAUCCCAGCAACAUCUGUCCUACUCAUCUUCCGGCAUACGUGGACCUGUUUCUAAGAGACAGACCCUAAGGUCCGCUUCUCAAGGACCCAUCACAGAUUACCGGUGUCUGAGGUGACCCAACAAGGAUGUUGUUCGCAGCCCUCGUCCUCAGUAUCCUGAGCAUUGCAUUAUCGACUUCGCUAUUACAAUCUCAAAAACGUUCCAGCUUCAUCAAGUGGAGCAAAAACUACUACCACGCAACCUUCAGCUCCGACAACUCAGCCGCGAAAAAGAAGCAAACAUUCCCACUCUUCGACCUCCCACCAGAAAUACGACUGCAAAUCUACCGAUACGCAUUACCCCAACGCCAAACAAUAAUUCUCACAAGACCUUCAGCACCACAAUGUCCAUUCCCACCCUCCUCACCUCUACCAGCUUUUGUCCCUGCCAUUCUACUCAGACUUCACACAAACUGCCCUUGCCAAACCAGACUCACACCGCCAUUCUUACCAUUACUCCAAACUUCAAGGAUGAUACGUCGGGAAGCUCAAGAUUUGUUUUACGCAAACAAUGCUUUUGUGUUGAAUAUCGAUAUGCCGAAAACGCUUCUUCGUAUGCCUGAGCUGUUUGCACUGUUUGAGAAUGGCAUGGCGGAUGGUGGGGAGAUUUUGGGUGUGGUCAGGGAUUUUAGGAUUAGGGUUGGUGGGAAUGUUAUGGUGGAUGCAUGUGGGCCAGGGACGAGGUGGAGGAAAUAUGGGGGGAGAGUGUUGGUGGCUACUACACCUUCAGAUGAAAUUACUGGCAUGUUGAGGAGUGAGGAGAAUAUCGCCAAGUGUGUUGGCAAAGUGUUGGAUGAUGUUGAAGAAGGGGGAAGAGUGAAUGUCAGUAUCGUGAAAAGAAUAUUGGACGAGAUCUUUUGGAAUUGGGAAGAGAAAGUCUAGCAAGACGGUCUCGCGGUGGACUAUAUGCCCAAUGCCAGUGCCACUCUACCUUUCGGCAACGCUUGAUUAGGCUCAGGGCGGUGGUGAGAGACUGGGGCCUGACAACCACGUCGUCUUGGCACAUCCGUAAGAUAUCCCAAACGCAAGUGCUCGUCACCCGCGAUUGAAACGACAACAUCCACCAAGUCGGCUGGAGAGACUAUUCCGCGCCCGUCACAGACACGAACAAUCCGCCUUGCCUUACAGCAGAUAUUAAUCUCAUCGAACGUCAGGAAUGUUUUCAACCGCGUUUCAUCGUAAGUCUUUCAUGCCGCUUUUCUCACCGCUUAAAUUAUGGGGAGAUCGGUACGCUGACUUUAUCAACUAG